AUGGCAUCGUUGACGCCGUCAGCCAUUUCCGAGGCAUUCGUGCCGGGACCAGGCGCGGCUCGCGACGAGGGCGCCCUUGAUACCAGAGUUUUCCUCCCUGUUACAUGCGGUCGAGUGUUGAACAUUGGUUUGAUGUUCACUACUGAUAUCGAAAGCCACUUGGUUACAGUCGAAUAUAAAACCGCGGCGUCGGCCGUGCUCAUAGCGAGAGAUCGAAUUCUUCGGGAACAACUUUUGCCCGGACACGAUUUCAACUUUACUGUGCGAUUCGAUCAAUGCAACGAACGACUGGCGGCUGGUACCACUAUUGAGCUGAUUCUUGAACAGAAUGUGGACGCUAUUAUUGGACCCACGUGCAGUUUCCCUACGUCUGCUGCGAGUGUGGUGGCUGCUUUCUACAACAUUCCACUUGUCACGUGGGGCCUAAGCACUUCUUCCAGCUUGAGCAAUGUCGAUCGAUUUCCAACGACUGUUGUGAUGUCUGUGAACUCUUACAGCCUUGGAAUCGCGAUUCGAUCUCUGAUGUUGUCGUUUGCAUGGGACCAGUUCGCUUUCGUCUACUCGCUUAUAGGCGACCAAGAGAAGUGUGAUGUUAUGAAGACAGACGUUCAGAACGCCAUUUCGCAGACGGAUGAUGUAACAAUCUCUACUAUCAAUCAGAUGAGUGAUGUGUCAUACGAGACAGUAGUUCGAACACUCACAAAUGUCAGCACACGAGCGAGAAUCAUUGUGGUUUGUCUCAAAGAAGGAAGUGGUUACAAAAGAGACUUCAUUCUUGCUGCUAAAGAUGGUGGUUUCCUCAACGAGGAGUACAACGCCAUUUCGCAGACGGAUGAUGUAACAAUCUCUACUAUCAAUCAGAUGAGUGAUGUGUCAUACGAGACAGUAGUUCGAACACUCACAAAUGUCAGCACACGAGCGAGAAUCAUUGUGGUUUGUCUCAAAGAAGGAAGUGGUUACAAAAGAGACUUCAUUCUUGCUGCUAAAGAUGGUGGUUUCCUCAACGAGGAGUACGUGUGUAUAUCUUCGCAGAUACUAAGUCCAGAGGAUUCGGUAAGCUUUGUGCCCUUAGGUGGAGGAAAAGAAAGGCCUAUCUGGGAGGACAUUCGGCCGCAGAAGGAUGGUAGAGACGAAGAAGCAAGAAUGGCGUUCGGACAAACAAUUGUCAUUUCAGAUCACAUGGGCGCUGGUGCCGUUGGAAGCGACUACAAAAACUUCAGCAAACUCGUCAUUGCACGGAUGAAAGAAGCGCCGUUCUAUUGUGUCGACGAAUGUCAAAAGGAGGAGUAUUCUGCCGCAGCAGGCAUAACGCCCGGACAGCUCAUGAUGGCUUUACGCAUAUGCUCGUGCCUUAGUGCUUCACUUCGACUAGACCCUGACGCUUUCCGUAAGUGA
Messenger RNA from Ostertagia ostertagi, 1395 nucleotides. NCBI's taxonomy places the organism in Eukaryota, Metazoa, Nematoda, Chromadorea, Rhabditida, Trichostrongylidae. The record is from the annotation of a GenBank genome assembly.